Telopea speciosissima is the source of this 2343-nucleotide messenger RNA. RefSeq names its product zinc finger CCCH domain-containing protein 66-like. The coding region runs from base 93 to 2249 and encodes 718 amino acids. NCBI's taxonomy places the organism in Eukaryota, Viridiplantae, Streptophyta, Magnoliopsida, Proteales, Proteaceae. Gene Ontology annotation, molecular function: protein binding; metal ion binding. The record is from RefSeq and is a predicted model, not a curated record. The transcript has a single exon.
UUUGAUAAAUCUAGUUGCCGAUGUGAACUUUUGGUCCUCUAAUUGUUGCAGAGAGAAGAUAGAAGGGAACGGGGAAGAGACCAACACGUUCCAUGUGCAGUGGUUCUAAGAGGAAAGUAUCUGGCCCUGGGUUUGUCAUGGAGGGAGAAGAAUCUCAGAGGCAAAAGGAUGGGUUCCUUUCUAAGAGCUCGAUUUCUAUUUUGCUCGAAGCAUCGGCCUUGGAUGAUCUGAUUACUUUCAGGAAUUCUGUGGAAGAAAACGGUUGCGAUGUAGAUGAGACCAGUUUCUGGUAUGGAAGGUGUGUUGGAUCAAAGAAGAUGGGGUUUGAAGAGAGAACUCCACUGAUGAUCGCUGCGAUGUUCGGAAGUACAGAAGUUUUGACAUAUAUCAUUGAAACAGGCCGUGUUGAUGUCAACAGGGCUUGUGGUACCGAUGGUGUUACUGCCCUACACUGUGCUGUUGCUGGUGGUUCUGCUGCUUCGCCUGAAGUUGUCAAGCAAUUGCUUGAUGCAUCUGCCGAUGCUAAUUCCCUUGAUGCAAAUGGGAAUCGCCCCGGCGACCUAAUCCCUCCGGUUUUGAAGUCCUCCUAUAAUUCAAGGAAGAAAGCGUUGGAGAUGAUGUUGGAAGGCACUGGCAGUGUUGAGGAAGGAUGGGUUUCUUCUGACGAGACUGAUGAGCAAAAGGAAGAACAGCAACAACAGUUGCAGACGCCCCUAGCUCCAAAAGAUAAAGAUCAGACUGAGAAGAAAGAGUACCCAAUUGACCUAUCCCUCCCAGACAUAAAGAAUGGGAUAUAUGGGACUGAUGAGUUUAGGAUGUACACCUUCAAGGUGAAGCCUUGCUCGAGGGCUUAUUCCCAUGACUGGACUGAGUGUCCAUUUGUCCAUCCAGGGGAGAACGCAAGGCGCCGUGACCCAAGAAAGUAUCACUACAGCUGCGUCCCAUGCCCGGAGUUCCGCAAGGGGUCUUGCCGGCAGGGGGAUGCCUGUGAAUAUGCGCACGGUGUGUUUGAGUGCUGGCUCCAUCCAGCACAGUAUCGGACCAGGCUUUGCAAGGAUGAAACUGCGUGCAACCGAAGGGUCUGUUUCUUUGCUCACAAGCCUGAGGAGCUACGACCCUUGUAUGCAUCGACGGGGUCAGCGGUGCCAUCACCGAGGUCGUCUGGCUCCUGCAUUUCUUCCAUGGACAUGGGAUCAAUGAGCCCAAUGGCACUUGGUUGUCCAUCUGUCCUGGUGCAUCCCACAUCCACACCACCAAUGUCACCAUCUGCAGCUUGUUCUUCUCCCAUGAGGGGUGCACUGUGGCAGAACCAACCUAGUCUUGUGCCACCAACCAUGCAGCUCCCUGGGAGCCGAUUGAAGACUACAAUGAGUGCCAGAGAUUUGGAUUUGGAGCUAGAAUUGCUUGCGUUAGAGGGUCAGCGUUCGCAGCAGCAGAAACAAUUGAUGGAUGAUCUGCCUACCCUGUCUGCUCAAUCCAGCUGGAACAAUGCCUUGGCCACUGCAGCAGCCUUAGCUGCAUCAUCUGGUUGUCGAACCACGGAGUACAGUCAACUUGGUGUGGUGAAUCCUACUAAUCUUGAUGAUGUUUUUGGAUCUCUUGAUCCUGCAAUAUUGUCUCAAUUACAUGGGCUGUCGCUGCAAGCUGCUAGUUCUCCACCAUUGCAAUCUCCAUCUGCACUCCAGAUGCGCCCGAACAUGAACCAGCAGCUCCGUUCUAGCUAUUCCUCCAACUUGCCUUCUUCUCCAGUGAGGACGGUGUCGCCAUUUGGGUUUGACCCAUCUGCAACAGCGGCAGCCACAGCUGCUGUAAUGAAUUCGAGAUCAGCUGCUUUUGCAAAGCGAAGCCAGAGUUUCAUUGAUCGGAGUCCAGUUAGUCGUCAUGCAGGGCUGUCUACCGCUGCAAAUCCAAUGUCAACUCUUUCUGAUUGGGGUUCACCAGGUGGGAAGUUGGACUGGGGUGUUCAAGGAGAGGAACUCAACAAGCUGAGGAAGUCAGCAUCGUUUGGCUUCAGAAACGGUAGUACCAACAACAGUGUGGCUACGGGUGCAGCCUCAAUGGCUCCCGCAGUUGAUGAGCCAGACUUGUCAUGGGUGGAGCCUAUGGUGAAAGAUCCCCAGUCUGUGGGAGCGGAUGCAUUUGAUUUGAAUCAGCAGCAGCAGUAUCAUCUCAACAACGGGGGUUCUGAGAUGCCCUCUCCCUGGGUGGAGCAACUGUACAUGGAUCAGGAGCAGAUGGUCGUGUAUUGAAUAUUGGCGGCCAAAUCUGCCGCUAGUGAGACUUGACAAGUUCCUUCUACUCUUUUUUUGGUUUGAUUUUUUAUUAAUAUUCGUUACAUGGCGG